Messenger RNA from Xyrichtys novacula (pearly razorfish), 18783 nucleotides. The record is from the annotation of a GenBank genome assembly. Lineage: Eukaryota; Metazoa; Chordata; Actinopteri; Labriformes; Labridae.
ACUUCCGGUUUGCUUCCCGGUUAGCCAUAGGGAAAAUCUCUUUUUUUUCUUUCAUAUCAAAAACUGGCAACUACAACUCCGACAUUCCAAACAAAGGAACAUUGAACAAACAACAUGGAGCACAGACUACCGUUUUCUCAUCCUCAGCACCCCCAAAGAAAUGUAAUGCUUAACCAGAGAUUGGGUGACCCCACCACAACAAAUCACGGCCUUUUAUAACCUCCUGUCCCAGAAAGGUAGACAGUCCGCCUUUUCCAUUUCAAAGAGACAAAGAUGUUAAUUACCAGCAGGACCCCCACACUGAACAAACAUUCUCUCCCUGGCACGAGUUCAGCGUGUUUUAAAUGCUGUGUUUUGUCUACCUCACCAGAAUAUACAGUUUAGUCAAUUACUAGUAUAGGUUGACAAGGUUAUAUUCAAACUUAGUAUUAUCACUUAUGCGUUUCUAAUGCCUUAUAGUUUUUCUUUGGGAAAAGAUAAUUUGAUUUCCGUCUCUCCAGCUUUCAAAGAGCUUGCUUAUCCUUAGGUUUUAAAAUACCAGGAAAACAGGUAAUAAGGUUUGCUUUGAACUUAUUGUUGUGGUUUUGAUGCAUCUGCUCAUAAGAAAUAAUGAUUGUAAUUAUAUCAUAUGUAAUUUGAUCAACUGCAUUAUUCACAUCUUGAUGACUCCAAAAUCAGGCAAGUAGACUGUGUCGAGUUUGAGAAGACAUUUCGCCACUUAUCCAAGAAGCUUUUUCAGUUCUAGAAUAGCUACUGAGGGGAGCAGGUAUUUUUCUUACAGGAGAAGGGGAAAAACAACGACUGGGGAAGAGUUGGAAUGAAUGGGUCAUAGAAACCCAUCUUCGGGUAUUUAUCCCGAGAGUCGUUAACCUGAGUGGGCUGUUAACUACCCCUUCCAGGUGAGGUGUUGUGGUCACAUGGUCCAAGGUGUGAGUGUUUGUGGAGCUUCCUGGGGAGAGAGCUAAGAAUUGCAUCGCAAGAGCCAUAGAGGUUAUGCUUGAGUCCACCUCCUCUGUUCAAAGAGGGUUUCUCCAGUCUGGUGAAGAUGGCUUCUUUAACUCCUCUUUCAAACCAUCUGUCCUCUCUAGCCAACACAUGUACAUUGCUGUCCUCAAAAGAGUGACCCAUGUCCUUUAAGUGAAAAUGGACAGCUGAGUCCUGACCUGAGGAAGUGGCUCUCCUGUGUUGAGCCAUGAGCUUGUGAAGCAGUUGUUUAGUUUCCCCAAUGUACAGGUCAGAACAUUCCUCACUGCACUGGACAGCAUACACUACAUUACUCUGUUUAUGUCUAGGUGUUUUGUCCCUUUGAUGGACCAGCUUCUGCCUGAGAGUGUUUUCAGGCUUGAAGUGAACAGGAAUAUGGUGUUUGCCAAAGAUCCUCUUGAGUUUUCCUGACAAGCCUGAAACGUAUGGGAUUACAAUGUUCUUGCGUCUCUCCCCCCUUGUCCAGUGUUCUUCAUCUUCCUGUUCUUUACAAAAGCCCAAAUUAGGAUAUCUGCAGGUUUUCAGGGCAUUUUUAAUGUAUUUUUGUUCCUUCUUUCUUAGUGGGAAUUCUUUCGGCCUGGUGGUUGCGUGUUCUGAUAACACCCAGCUUGUGCUGCAGAAGAUGGUGGGAAUCAAAAAGUAAAUAUUGAUCCAAGUGUGUGGGGGUUUCCUGUACACUUCAACGUUGGUACACUCAAAGCAUUAUAGAUUAACAAAUGUCCGAUCAAACACUUUACAUAUCAAUUCACUGAUGGGAUAAAGGAAUUUCUUGUUACAGCUUUCCUAUGAAAGCUUGGACAGCCAUCUUUUAAAACUUGUCUCAAAUUAUGCUUAGUGAAUUCUGUUUAGUGUUUCUUUUUGAAGCCUUAAAAUAAAAAUAAAAAAAUAUUCUCAGGAAUAUAACAGCUGGGGUAAUUGUGGAGCUAUUUUACAGCUCUACCGCAGGAACUCAAAGUGAAAGAGUUUCAUCACAAAAUAAACAAUUGUUACUGUUUUAUCCAUCUUUAUUUUAAAUAUUUACAUGACAAGUUACUCUACUGGUUAAAUGGCACAAGUACGAUGCGGGUGAACUCUGGGUGAUUCUCAAAGUUUUUGAAUCUGCUAGCAAAACUGCAACUUAAUUCAUGGAAGUCACAAGCCCCUCUGGCCAUAGUGGUGGUGUUAAAAGAAUAUAGCAAUACCUCAAAGCUGAGUCGACUGAAUACACCUUAUUGGAACAAAAAGUACAUUUGACAAAAGCAAACAUGCCUAUAGCACAGAGAGAUAAACCCAAAGCUUAGGUCAAUGCCUCUUGUAGGCACAAUGGAUCAAGUAAAAUUAUUACCAGCUCUGUCAUACUGCCUUGGAUUUCUACAUUUUAUGCAAAAACUUCACCUUUUGAGUUUGUUUUUCCAUUACAUGAAGUUAACAGUUGCUAUAAAUUUGGUCAGCUGGAGGCAGUAACAACAGAAUUGUUGGGUGACAAAACAAAGAACACUGAGGAGUUACAAGAAAAAGUCAUGGUGAUUUCAGUACAUGAGGAGACAAAACCUUCAUAACAACAAUAACAAAAGUACAAAGAUGGUGCAUUAGAUGCACUUAAAUUUAAGGCAAUGUGGAUAUAAUGUGUAGUAUGCUCAAGAACAGCAGGGGUAAACAACAAUGGCAGAAAGUGUUUGACAGGUAGUUGUGUCAAGUAUGGACAGAUCUUAUCCACAAUAAUUUAAAGAAGUCAUUCAGUUUGCAAUGACUUAGCAAUAAUGUGUUGUAUAGAAAAAGACAUUAUGACAGUACCUUGAAUUGUACAAAAAACCUCCCAGUUAAGCAUUUAAGAUGACUCUAAUCACAGUGAUAAAUCAGGAAGUGUUCCCUUUGAUAACUUUAGAUAAGUUAAUGUGUUCAUUUAUUUUGUAUCAAACAUUAUAACUGGCAGCUGUUUAGCUCUGAUGCCCUCUCUUCUGGUGAGUCCAAGGAUGCCCCACUGAGAAACCUGAAUGUUCUUUUCAAAAUAAUUUCAAAUAGUGUUGAAGUUAGGAUUUUAGGUCUAGGAAGAGCUGAUUUCUAGAACAGGUUUAGGGCUGGAGGUUAUGUUAAUCGUUCAAUAACCUGAGCUAGGAGGGAGACAUGGGGAAUACGACAGAUUUAAAAUGUGCUUCCAGACCCAACUGAAAGUAAAUGUAGAUGAAAACCCUUGCAUCUGGGUCUAUAUAAAAGGUCCAAGGCUUUACUUGAUACCAUAACAGGUCCAGUACAAUAAUCCAAAUAUGAGAUGAAAAUGUGGAGUCACAGGGUGCCUUCACUCUUUUCUGUAUUUUUAGCACAAAGUUCUAGAGAGGGCUAUAACUGUUUUUUGUUUGAUUUUUUUAAGGUUGAAAUCUGGUUGAAGACGGUUUGAUCUGGUUGGUACAUCUUUCAAAAUGUGACUUCAAUACAAAAAUGCUCACUGGCUUACCUCACUUAACUAAUUCACCAAGCAAAUGGGCUUACAGCAGAAUAAUAGGGAGGACAGGUAGAGUCUGUCUCACAGUACAUUUAUGUGUAGCAGCAGUUGCCCUGCCGUCCUUAUUCUAACAAAGUUGUGGUCAUUAUUCCCCAUUAGUGUACCACAACAACACACUUAAGCCUCCUACUUUAAAGAGAUCCAGUACCCAAGCUAGCCUCUACUGUGUCACUGUCUUUGUUUUGCUUACUUUUGUUGGCUGUGGCAGGUACAUUUGAUAAAAACACAAACUUAAGAUUUGUGGUUUAUAGCUGAUCAAUUGCCAGCACAGAAAAGAAACUGGAAAAGCACUCUGAGAGCGCAGACCUCCGCCAAGCAGCUCAUGUCCCCCCUUAUAUUGUGAUUCACACCAAAACUUUUACUGUUGUGUCUUUAUUAACCUUUAUUUGUGUUUAAAAAAUGUCUCUCUCUAGUAUGAAACAACAUUUGUUGGUUUGAAAAAUGUUACAUUUAACUCCUUCACAACACAGUAAACAACUCAAAAUCUUCUUCCCAGCAUAUACAAGAAAAUGUGAAACCUGACUUCCUUUUCCAAAGAGUUCUUCCCUUCAGACACAGCAGCCAGUGGACUUCUUAACCCUUUGAGAUUGAAUGUGUAUAUUCAGCGCUUGUUUAGUUUUAUACAGUUUAUCACAUCCAGGGCAGCUAUAGGGUCUUUCUCCAGUGUGAACUCUCAUGUGUUGGGCCAGUUCUCCUUUAGUUUUGAAUGUUUUGCCACAUUCUAAGCAGCUGAAGGGUCUCUCAUCUGAGUGAACCGCCAUGUGUCUUUCCAGAGAAGUUUUAGUUUUUAAUGUUUUGCCACACUGCAUGCAGCUGAAGGGUUUCUGAUCUGAGUGAACUCUCAUGUGGUGCGCCAGGUGUUUUUCUGAUUUAAAUGUCUGGCCACAUUUUGGGCAGCUGAAGGGUCUCUCCUCUGUGUGAACUGUCAUGUGUGGGGCCAGUUCUUUUUUAGUUUUGAAUGUUUUGCCACAGUCUGAGCAGCUGAAGGGUUUCUUAUCUGAGUGAACUCUCAUGUGAUUGGUCCUCAGCACUUUUGUUUUAAACAAGUUACCACACUCAGGGCAGCUAAAGGGUUUCUCAUCUGAGUGAACUGCCAUGUGUUUUCCUAGGAUAUUUUUAGUUUUGAAUGUUUUGCCACACUCUGAGCAGCUGAAGGGUCUCUCCUCUGAGUGAACCGUCAUGUGUUGGGCCAGGUCUCCUUUAGUUUUGAAUGUUUUGCCACACUCUGAGCAGCUAAAGUGUUUCUCCUCUGUGUGAACUCUCAUGUGUUUUGCCAGUUCCCCUUUAGUUUUGAAAGGUUUGCCACAGUCUGUGCAGCUGAAGGGUUUCUCAACUGAAUGAACUGCCAUGUGUUGUCCUAGUAUAUUUUUAGUUUUGAAUGUUUUGCCACACUCUGGGCAGCUGAAGGGUCUCUCCUCUGAGUGAACUCUCAUGUGUUGGGCCAGUUCUCCUUUAGUUUUGAAAUUUUUGCCACACUCUGGGCAGCUGAAGGGUCUCUCCUCUGUGUGAACUCUCCUGUGGAUUGCCUGUUCUCCUUUGGUUUUGAAUGUUUUGCAACACUGCAUGCAGCUGAAGGGUUUCUGCUCUGAGUGAACUCUCAUGUGGUGCGCCAGGUGUUUUUUUGUUUUAAAUGUCUGGCCACAGUCUGGGCAGCUGAAGGGUCUCUCCUCUGUGUGAACUGUCAUGUGUUGGGCCAGGUCUCCUUUAGUUUUGAAUGUUUUGCCACAUUCUGAGCAGCUGAAGGGUCUCUCAUCUGAAUGAACCGCCAUGUGUCUUUCCAGAGAAGUUUUAGUUUUUAAUGUUUUGCCACACUGCAUGCAGCUGAAGGGUUUCUGAUCUGUGUGAACUCUCAUGUGGCUUGCCAGUUGUCCUUUAGUUUUUAAUGUUUUGCCACAUUCUGAGCAGCUGAAGGGUCUCUCAUCUGAAUGAACGGCCAUGUGUUGUCCUAGUAUAUUUUUAGUUUUGAAUGUUUUGCCACACUCUGAGCAGCUGAAGGGUCUCUCCUCUGAGUGAACUUUCAGGUGGAUUGCUAGUUCUUGUCGUGUUUUGAAUAUUCGACAACACUUUGAGCAAACACGUGAUUUCUCAAGCCUCUUUAGCAUCUUCUUUCUCACUUUUUUCACAGACAUUAGACUUGACUUUUGUGGCCUUGUUUUCUCCCAAUUCUCAUCACUGCCCUCGGUCUCAGGUUCAGGGGAGUCUUGAGUCUUUCGUUGUAUAUUUAUCCCUGAGUUGUUACUGGCUGGUUCUUGUCCUCCAUAAUUCUGUUCCUUGCAAAUGUUCAGGGGCUCAGUGUAUCCCUGGUCCAGACUGGGACUCCUCUCCUGCUGCUCAGAGAGAAACUCUUUUUUCACCAACACCUGCUGGAUAUCUGCAAGGCACAGAAAAACAAUAACUUAACAGAAGGUAAUGAAAACAUCAGUAGAUAUGAAAGCAGAUUUAAAAACUCAAUGAUAUUCUUAAGAAAGAUAAGAGAGUGUGGGGAUUAUGGACUAAUGUUACCCCCUCUAGUGUUGGACCUAAUUAGCUCACCAGCUAUGUAUGUGCCGUCUCGGAGCAGCAGACUAUUUGUCAACAGCCCUGACAAGAACUGAACAAUGUCAGCAGCAUGGAUUUACUCGAAGAGGCACCACUAAAUCUGUUGUUAUUCUCAAAUCAGUUUCAGCAUUUGUUAUGAUGCUCAUUGAUGUGCUCCUGAAACUUCUCGGGCAAAACUGAAUGGAUGCAGCCUGGUGCAAAAAGCUGCUGCACCAUAGUUCCAGGCAACCAAUCACAGUGUUGAUAAAACACUUAACCCAGGUAACCAAGGGCAGCAUUGUGAGAGUUCACACUAAGAGCUCAGAAUUCAGCUCACAUUUAGUUCACAUGGAUCCAAAUCAACUAGGUUGCAUUGAUAGUUUGUGUGUCUGUCAGCAGAGCCUCCCAAACUUCAAUUCCUAAUCCCCUCACUGACAUUUAUUGAACUAAAUUAUUAUUCAAUUGUACAUCACAAUUGGAGACAGACAUGUAGUUUGAAAAAAACAAGGACAUUUCAGUGAUUUUUCCUCCUGCCCCAAUACCCUGCUAUAGUGGGUGACAUGUUUAUCAAGCCCUCUAAAAUAAAGGGGCUAAGAGUAUAGAAACACUGAAGAGACAAACAUGAAAGUUGACUAUUCUAUCUGAAAAAGUUUUACCCCUCUGAAUCAGACAGGAUUUUAGCUCUUUUUGACUCUUAAACUACAAGUACUUGAUUUUUUUCCCUUUCCCAGCAGUUAAUAGGAUAAAACAGUAUAGGAUAGCUGUUUUUUUUGUUGUUGCGGUUGUGUAGUACUUCAUAUAUUCAAAUUAAAAAACUUUUCCUUGAAAAUAACUACUUUUUUGCCCUAAAGUAAUUUCAGGUUUAAUCAUAUUAUUUUGCCAUUUCAUUAAUAUGGUUUGUUGCAGCCUGUGUGUGGCGCUUGCUUCAGUAAAGGCAUUGAAACAUGUAUCCAGAAGUGGAAAGAAAACUGACCUGCUCUGUGCAGCUUGAUUUCGGGUGUUAAAAUCACAGCCAGCAGUUUUUUCUGGCGGCGGAGCUCCUCUUCGUAUACAGACUCUGUUCUAUUUUCGACCAGGUCCGUCAUUACCGCAGCCAGCAGCCGACGAUUCAAUAAAUCAUCGAGAUCCUGAAACCCGGACAUUUUCCACAAACGCAAACGCAGAGCGAAAGCAGCGAAAACAGAACUUUGUGGUUACCGCGGUACCACGUGGACGACUUGUUCCUCUUUUUUCUUUAUGAGCGUUUGGAAACAGAGCUGAAUCCGUUUUGGAGCGAAAAUUGAAACCCCGGUAUCGGAUCACCAGGUUUGAAAAAGUCGCGGCUUAUUUGGCUCCGAUCUUUUGUUUACAGAAUCUUGAUUUGGUUGAUUAUGGGAGGUCGAGCAGUAAUGUGUACUUCUUUCUCUCCUUCUUAGUUAACGGCGCAUGGCAACUAGUAGUACAAAUGUCGGUCGACGAGCUAUAAAGAACUGGCAUGGGGGGAAUGGUGGGACUUCAUACAACGUCAUCUCCGCUUCCGGUUUUACCUAUAGCAGGGGUUCGCCUCGAUGUCACUCAACUUCCGGUUUGCUUCCCGGUUAGCCAUAGGGGAAUUCUCUUUUUUUUCUUUCAUAUCAAAAAGUGGCAACUACAACUCCAACAUUUCAAACAAAGGAGCAUUGAACAAAUAACAUGGAGCACAGACUACCGUUUUCUCAUCCUCAGCACCCCCAAAGAAAUGUAAUGCUUAACCAGAGAUUGGGUGACCCCACCACACUAAAUCAUGGCCUUUUAUAACCUCCUGUUUAAAAAAACAAAAAACAAAAAAAACAAAAAUUACUCUCCCAGAAAGGUAGACAGUCAGCCUUUUCCAUUUCAAAGAGACAAAGAUGUUUAUUACCAGCAGGACCCCCAGACUGAACAAACAUUCUCUCCCUGGCUGGACAGUAUCAACAUUUGAGCACUCAUACUUGGAACAGACCCCAGUUACAGAUCCUCAAAGUGGCUGAUCCUUCUUGUAAUUCUCUCUAGGUGCAAAGUAAAGAGAAAAACUGCAAAUGAUUCGAUUUCAAGUUUAAUGGACACUUCACAAGUAUUUCCUGUCUGUACACAAUAUCAGCAGUAAAACAGUCUUUGUCCCAUUUCUCUAGCAUGUUUAUAAGCCAAACAGUUCACUUUAUAAAUGCAUUCCAGGUUUUCCAUAGACCAAGAGCUACUCCUAGUGGUGUUUCCUUGAUAUGGUUAUGGUUAUGGUAUACCAUAGACUGUAUAUAAGAUGGACAGAGUCUGCCUCCUCGCUGGGUGAAGCCACUCCGAGAACAGCACCCUCUGAUGGUGGGCUGCAGUACAGGUAAUAAAUCCCACCUCUGCCAGCAAAGCUUAUGGGACUGUGGAUAAACUUUAGAAAUUUAUUACACAGAACAUAAAUUUUUCUCCCCCCUGCUUGUGAUGUUGACAUGUAGUUAUUGUAAGACUGGUUUGUGCCCAGGUCCUUUUUUUCUGUUCAGCUCCGUUUUUUAAAGUUAUUAGGGGGUUCAUGUUUUCUAUGAUUGACACCUGGUACAGCCUAUGGGCGUUCAGGGAUUGCGUAGCUCUUCCGUGGGGAUACGCUCUUUGAGCCUAGCGUCAUCAAAGGGACUCUCGGCGACUGCGCGGCCGAAUGCGCACAAUGCUACUGCACAGCUCUGGUUUCAAGAAAGUUGAGAAAAACUCGGAAUUACCGAGAGCUUUUUGGCUUCAAAUCCGUAUACAGGCCGAAGGCGGAACCAGGGUGUCCAUCUUAUAUACAGUCUAUGGUCUAUACACAGACAAUAGCAGGCUACAGUCAUGUAAAUAAAAAUUAAUGAUCUAUAUGCUGUAACAAACCCUAGAUUCAACAAUGUCACGUAUGGUCGAAUUAUGAAAUGCCUCUCCAAUAUUACAGUUUGAAGUGGUACUCUAUAAAGAGCCGUUUGUAAGCGUAAAGAUUCGACUCUUUUUUUGACGAGUUGAACCAAAUGACCUGAUCACCGAGUAGAACCGAAUCUUCCACCGACCCGACCCUGCGGCUGCGCAGCGUGGGAGGAGUUUGAUGGCGUCAUCGUCCAUACUCAGAGGACGUAUAUUGCGGGACGAACGGAACAGGCUUUUUUUUUGGAGCGAAAACCGUUAUACACGCCGAGAAUAAAUCUGGGACCAGAAACAAUUCCGAUAUGGUUUUCGACCGUUUGUUUAAAUCCAGGAAUUAUUCAGUACCCGUGUUUCUAGAUAUUGGCCUUGUUUUUCUCUCUCCAGUCCUUCCCUCGAGCUGCCGUUUUUUUCCUACUUAAAGCCCACCAUCAGACACAAUGUGGUACAGAAGUGACGCUGAAGAUGGAUACGAGUCCAAUAAAACAGGUGAGAUUACCCUUAGAUUACAGUUGGGCAGAUUGUAUGAUGUUAAAGUUGGGCUUAGAGCAGUGGUUGUGAUUUAAAGGCCAGCUGCAGUUAGCUUUAGGAGCUGAUAAUAUGAUACUGUGCUGCAUUGCUACAUCAUCAUGUCCUGGCAACAAAUCCAGCACACGAGAUUGAUGAGGAUAAAACUGGAUAAAUAAAUGAAGCAAGAACAGCUAAAACAACCAAAUUAUUACUACCUAAUCAUUUAAAAUAUCACCUCACAUCUGCAUCAUGGUGGUUUUUAAUCAGGCUUAACUAUACUCAGAAACAAAAGCUCCAUAACAUUAUCAGCCAAACAAGUCACUUAUUAUCCUCACAGAUCUCAACACUUUCACCAAUUCUCUGUAUUUUCACUUCAGAAUAAUCCAGAUUUACCCUCCCUAUUUGGCUCAUUUGGGUCACUGCCCCAUGACUACUUACCACAUUAAUUCUGCCUUUUACCUUGUUGUGGGGUUACAUAUUCAUCAACCAUGAUGUAUUGUUACAUAAUUCUCCCCAGAUUCAUCAGUCAUUAUGGAAUCACUGUAUGGUUAAUGAUAUUUUUGUUACUAUGGGUAGUGCAUCAGCUAUAUGACUUAGCCUGCUGGUGUUUAAGAAUAAAACAGAUUUAUGUUAUCACUGUAGGCCUGAGUGAUAUGGCAAAAACAGCAGUAGUUUGGGUCAUCCUUUAUUUGUCAUGAUUCGCUAUUAGACUGUGAUGGAUUGGGAUUUGUUGCUUAGUUCACUAAACAACACCUGCCACCCUGGAACCUGAAUACCACCAUUUUUCUCAGGUGGCCCCUUAUAAAAAUAUAACACCAAAUAAUAAAAUAGAACAGGGAAUGGUCUUCAGCACAUAUUGCAAGUGAUACUCAAAAAAAAUAGCAAUGCCGUCAUUUUUUGAUAUUUACUCUUCUAAGUUCUGUCAAGUAUAAACAGCCAAGCAAUGUUCUAUUUUAACCCUUUGACUCGACAUAUCAACCUGCAUACUUCUGUCUAAACUAUAAAAAUACAAUAAAAAAAAAAGAUGAGGGAAUUUUGACAAAGGGAAACCCUGUAAACGCUCUUGAUCUCAGUGGGUGUCAAUCAUAAAUCAACCAAGUGUGUCUUAAACUUCAUGACUUGUGUGACACAUUGUCUUAUACUAAAAUCCCCAUGUUUAGGCUCCAGCAGCAGCAGCUCUCCAGGGUGGGUCCUGGGUCAUGAUUCAGGUUGUCACAGAGACGCCCCCGGCCCAGGCAACAUCAUCUUGGGUGGGCGCAGACACAGCACAGUGUCAGACAGCGGGGACACUGGCAUCGGCACCUACUGCUCUGAUAGCAUGGAAGGUGUGAUGUGUUUUCUAUUUUGUUCUCCAUCAUCAUUCACAAAGGCAAAAUCGGCAAAGUGUUAUCAUUUUAACCAAAAACGGAGUUUGUCUUCCUACAGAUGAUUCCAGUUCCAGUACUACACCGCUGUCUUUCCAGCCGCUGUCUCACAGUCACCUAGGUCUAGAUGAAGAUGGCGUCCCUGGUGUCCACAUUCUGCCUUCCCCGUCUUCUGCCUCCCCCUGCAGCUCAAGUCGGUGGAGCAGGUCCUACCAGCAGCACACACCUGCCAUGUCUCCGCUGAGCACACCCAGCUGCCUCGACAUGAAGGACCAGAGACCUAUUCGGAAGUGGUCCUCUCUCACAAAACUGUCUUCAGGUACUGAUAAGACCUCUACAAGGACAUCAAGUGAGCCACAAAACCCAGAUUCACGUGGCUCCCUGGACAGAGGUUUGCUGCACGGAUACAGAAAGGAACCCCGGGGCUCAAACAUGGACCUUUAUCUUCCUUUAUCCUCCUCCUCACUCAGCCGCACCUUACUGCUGCGCUCACCAGGUGCAGCCCCUGGAUACCGCUACCUCCACAACAGCAGGUCGACCGGUUUGGAGACAGAGCGGUCCAUUUCCUCAGCUUUGUCCUCCCCAGCCAAACACACCAGUCUGGACAUGAACUAUAGCGCUUUACCGGAAACCAAACUGUCCCGGGGAGGAGGAGGAGGAGGGUUGUACGGCCUCAGCUUACCUGCACAGGGAGACUCACUGCUGGGUCCUCAGACUGACAGAAGCUCCCCGAUUCAGCCAGCAGUCCGCACACAGAUGUGGCUGACUGAGCAGAUGGAGUACAGACCUAAACCAGAGCGCGGAGGGAAACCUGGAACAGAGGGAGGUGGAGGGGAUGGUUUGUCGUCAUGGCAGCAGGAACCAGGGCUUAAUCAGGUAAGAGGCGUGUCAUAAAAAUGAGGUUUUUGCAAGUGCAGUAAUAAUGAAACUGUUAGGAAGAGACAUUGUUUGCUGCAAGGAUAGUUACGUAUCAUUUGUGUUUCACUAGCCAAAAAUCCUAUUUACAAUCAGAUUGAAAGGUCAAUCAGAUUCAAAAUGUCUCAUAUAAACACCUUAGCCAAUCUGAUUCACCCAGAUCUGAUUGUAUUUCGGGUCGGACUGUAAGAGGUAGUCUACGCCGAUUGAUAAUCCGCUCCAUGCUCCAUAUAUACGGUUGAGAAGUAAAUAGUGACGUACUCAGAGCGCACCCAAAUGAAAACAAACAUGGCGAACAAACAGAAAAACUGGACAGUGGAGGAGACAAACUUGUACCGCAAAUAGAUUUUAGCACAACACAAUAAGCGUCCCCAACAAAACACGUCGCGGAUCCAUCUUUCUACAGGUAAACAGGAAGCAGGAAGUGCACCUCUUCUUCUCUUACACAUUUGCAGGUAGUGGCAGAGUGACCUUCUGCGCAUGUAAUAAAAACAAUACAGUCAGAUUCAGCAGGGGCCAUGCAAACGUGGACUGAACGUGGAUCUCUUUACUUAAAGUUCAUGUAUACAGAUGGAAUCAGAUUCACUUAAUCUGAUUGAUUUCAAUCAGAUUGAGGAUUACUACCCAUAUAAACGGGCCUACUGAAGUUUGUGUGUGUUUGCAGGUCCUGAUGCAGAGCUCUCUCCCUGUUAACGCUCUGGUGAAGGUUAAAGAGGGGCUGCUGAGACAGAGAGAGCUGGAGAUAGACAGGUACCGCAGGACACACUGCCUGCCUUGAUGUCUGCAUUUAUUGUUUCAUAAUACAUUAAAUAUACAUUCACACCAUAUUCAAAGAGGAUUGUGGGUUUUGUGUUUUCAGACAGAAGCAGCAGAUCCUGCAGCUCCACGCUCGGAUCAGAGAGAACGAGCUCAGAGCGCAGCAGGUCCUGCAUAGCCAGAGAGGUUGGUUCGACAACACCCACAUCCUGAACACUAAGGUAACACUGAGCACUUGUUUUAUUAUGUCGAGAUAAAUGUUCAGAUAUGUAAUUUGUUUUUUAAAAAAAAGUCUCAUUUGUCUUUUAGGAAACAGCAUUGAGGGUGCCAUCUGAUAGGCUGUGCUGUGAUGAGGAUCUUGGCAGGAAGCUGGCUGUAGCUGAACUGGAGGUUCUUCAUUUGAACGAUUUCUUCAAGCAAGUCACACAGAAGUACACAGAGGACAUCAGGAAACUGGAGGACAAGGUAGAAGCAGUGAAGUCCUUACCAUGAACCAUUCCUGGAGGGCAACUGGAUGAAGUUUUCCAUUUUUUAUCCGUAUAAUGACCAACAUAAAAGGCAGACAAAUCUGGUAUCCCUCUUGUGUGUAAUUCUUGCAUGACUGUUUGACUGCUUUUGAAUUGGAUUUUAAGACAGAGAAAAUAAUGGACGCAAUAAUUGACCAUGUUUUAUAUUUUAUAUUUAGGGAAAUUAAUUUUCGAUAUUGUUAUCAUCCCAGCCCUAAUUCCAAAAAAAACAUGAUGAUACAAAAUCAGCGUCGUUAUUUCAAGACUUUUCUUCUGGUCAUCAGGUAAAAACGAGGGAUCGCUACAUCAGCAGUCUAAAGAAGAAGUAUCAGAGAGAGAGCGAACAGAACCAGGAGAAGCAGCAGCGCAUAGAGACUCUGGAGAAGUAUCUGUCAGACCUGCCUACGCUGGACGAGGUGCAGGUGCAGGCAAAACAGGUACACACUCACAUAAACAAACACAAACAUGUAAAUAAACAUACAUGCUGAAAAGAUGAAAGAUGUUUCAUAUGGGAGAAUAAGAAAGGCUGAUGUUACUGGGCUUUGUUAAAAAGCUCUAAAUCCUCCGUUUCUAAGUAAUUUGUUGAUUAAAAACACAGAAUUCAUCUAUUAUUCUAAGUGUGUUACACAGCACAAAUCCUGUAUUAGCACAGUGUGCAGUGAGCAGUGUGUAUUUGUGUGUGUGUGCUCAGCAGGAAGAGGUGCAGCAGAAAGCCAAACAGCUGGAGAGAACCAUGAGCCGGUUGGAGAGCAGCCUGCAGGAGGGAUGUGCUCUUCUGGAGGAGAAAAACAUGAAGAUUGAGCUGAAGGCAAAGAGAGAGAAGGAGCUGAUUGCAUCUGUGCACAGGUACAUCACCUGAUCGGACUGAUGUCUAAGAAUUUCAUAAGAUAAUUUGCCAGAAAAUCUAAGGGCUGGAGGUUUUUUCCCUCAAAAUCAGACUGUAUACAGGAGGUAAACAUAGCUUCUUGGCCUGUAUUAUUUCUAAUGUCCAGCAGGGGGCAGCUCCUCUGGUUGCAGAAAGAAGUCUAUGAGAUAAUGAUGCUUCUUUUUGGUUGAUUUAUUCUCUUAGAUGUGCUGUAAGGAUUCUUUAACUAAGUAUGAAACAGACAGACAUGGAUAUUGAUGCCUCUAUAUGACCUAAAAUAGAAAAUCAGACACCAGUGACAAGUUGUUCGUUUCUUUACAGCUAUUUGUGAUGUCUAAACUUCUGGAAAGGGUGUGUGUUAGACGAUCAACUUACUAAACAUUUUUAAUUUUCCAUGGCAAGGUUGCAGCUCCACCCUCUUGUCCAAAUAUGGUCAUGUUUGUGUUAGAAAAGCAGCAUUCAAAAAGGUAUUCAAACUGUCAGGUGACAACCACAAUAUGUUCCUUUUUUUCUGUGUCUCUCAGUCUGCAGCAGAAAGUGCAGCAGUGUUUGGAUGACGGAGUUAGACUACCUGUGCAGGACCUAAAAUGGCUGGAGGUGGAAAACUCUGAACUGUUGGAGCAGCAGGACCACAGCAGCAGGGUACACACUCACACUCACACACACACACACACACACACACACACACACACACACACACACUCACACUCACACUCACACUCACACACAGACUCAGCAUUUUCACAUGUGAAUGUGCACACACAAAUAAACGGAAGAAACCUCUAACAUGUGCUCUGCUCUCCACUUCAGCUGAUCAAACACCAGAAAGAGCAAAUCGAGAGGCUGACAUCCAAACUAACUGUAAGUGAUAUGUACACACACACACACACACACACACACACACACACACACACACACACACACACACACACACAAAAGGUUUGUAAAAUCAGGCCUAUUACACUUACUAUUUACAGGAAGGGGAGAGUAGGGUAAGAUGAGCCAUUUUUUUCAUGUUUCAGAUCACUACAUCAAGGCAAUCAUGGUUUUGUCACUAACUUAGGUAUCUUCAUAUAUUUCAAGAUGUUGUGCAUCCCUGCAAACCAACAGAAUGAGUGUAAACAUAACUGUCUUGAUGAUAUAGCAUGCCAAAAACGUGGUCUCCUAUGGUCAACUUACCCCGUGUAUGGGGUAAGUUGACCAUAGGAGCGGGGUAAGUUGAGUCGUAUCCCUACUACCCUCCCCCACCCCACCCCCAAUCACAGCUGUAUUUUUGAAAAGGAAAAUAACCAAAUAUUUGGUCACAUGAUCAAUUUCUUUUACCAUUUCCAAGCAACAGGGGGUAGCUCAACUUACCCUUUGGCUUAACUUACCCCACUCUCCCCUACUUGAUACCCCUCCACUUUAAAAAAAAAACGAACUGUUCCUAAAUUUUUGACUAAACUCAACAGGGGAUUAGUGAUCGUUCCUCCAAAGAACAAAUCCUGUAUACUUGUUGUUUCAGGCCACCAGUAGCAGACUUCAGGAGAAAAGAGGUGUGUCUCUACCUCAGCAGACUCCUCCACCUGGUCAGGAUGACAGCCUGGACCCCUCUUCCAAAGUCCCCCCACAGGUACCCGUAGUCCUCUAUAAAUCUUUAUUAUGUCCCAGUGCCGUCCUUACACCUUUAUAUUUUCAUAAUGGGCCCCAGUAUGUGCCUCACUCAUGUUUCUGUAAUCAUCAGGAGUCCAAGAUCAUGAUAUCAUUGGAUGUUUGUUGAAGAGGAGAUAUUUUGACAUGACGUUAGCAGUGAUGUUGGAUCACUUAAUUGAUCACUCACUAGAAACUUAAGCCUUCUGUACUUAUUUCCUCUUGCAGCAACAGCAGGUAGAGGAGGGCCCGUCUGUGCGUCCUGUCUCCAGCGUGGAGACCCCUGAAGUGAGCCGUCUGCUGAAGGAGAUGUCUCUGUGUCUGCUGGACUUGCAGGCGCUCUGCAGCAUCCUGAGCCAGAGAGCUCAGGGGAAGGAGCCCAACCUGAGUCUGCUGUUGGGAAUGAAAUGUAUGUGCUCACACAAACACAAACACACAUAAGCCGAUCAAUCUGCCAACCAGUUUUCUCUCUCUUUAUAUUAUUUUCUUAUUGUUGCCGUGGUGAUUUAAUUCUGCGUCUGCCUUGUUUCUGUGCAGCUCUGAGCAUGUCUGCAGAGGAGAGUGACAGCAGGCGGGUGGAGGAGGACGAGCUCCGCUUCAAGCUACUGGAGGUCAGUCAGCUAAGGAGGGAUAUCGACGAGCUGAGGAAGAGCAUUUCAGACCGCUACGUCCAGUGUAUGGGGGACAGUCGUGUCUCUCAGUGACACUCAGAGACUAGAGGAGACACUCAGAGAGUCAGCAAUACCAAGUGACAUCCAGAGACACAUGGAAACAUCCAGAGAAACCCAGAGACUCACACAAUUACCCAAAAGAUAACAGUAACACCCUAUGUCAUCCAAAAACCAACACCCAGGAUCCUCAGUUCUGGUCUGACCUGGUGUCCCCUUACUUCUUCACCUUCUAUAGAUACCCACAAAAAGGAAAACAAGAUCUUGAGUGUCAGUAAUUCUGCAGACAGCGAGCUUCACUAAUUCAGGGAUUAAUAUUCUUCCAGAUUUUUGUUAACUGCAUGAUUUAUGUUUAAAUCCAAAAGUCACGUGUUUGACCAGACAGAGCUGGUUUUAUUACCAAUCUGAACUCUUUUAGCUGGUUCAGAUUUACUCCUGGUCUUAGUGAGAAAAAACCCUGAAGAGGUAAAAGCAGAGGAAGCCAGAAGAUGAAGCUUGAACGAGUUAGCUAAAGAUCAGAAAUACACCUAAAUGGUGCAACUACCACCAGGGCCCAGCUGUUCAAAGAAUGUAUCUAGUAUAGGGAUGAUCUGGUUUAUCCUCCUUUUUUCUGAAUCUGAAUUGUAUCAACUUUUAGACUUUAAUGUGACCAAAUCCAGAUUAUUAGAGCUUUAGUCGGAACAAUUUGAUUUGCUGUAUUGGCCACAGGAGGGCGCUCAAAUCCACAGGAGGUGAAAAUAAUCAGAGCUGCUUUCAAGACAGAAUUUUAGGUUUGAUUUUAAUUCUGUUUUAGGAUAAACUUAUUAUGACAAAUCUUUUGUUUUUUUACAACCCUAAUUUCUACAUGAUCUACUCUGCUGUUGUAAUGAUUUAGCAAAAAUGUUAUCUUUUUUCAAAUUUAGUUCCUGCAAUUCAGCCUGAAUCCAGUCCUCUGCUGCUCUAGAUUUUUAUAGUUAAAAUUUCCAAAUGACACACAAAAAAAGACUCAAUUACCUGAUCUGUUUUAAAAUCAGAAUCCUUUCUUAUCCUUUAAAAACUUAAAAAAUGUUCUUUAAUGAUAGAUGCGGUCAUUUUAUGUUACUUUUGAACACUUGGGCCCAUAUUCAGCUUGAUAUCCGAUGAAAACUCUGAAAUAAAACCACUUACACGAGUUUGAAUGAACAGAUCUGAAAAAAUAAAUUAACCACUUUUUUCCUACAGCAACGAACAACAAAGUCAAGUUUAUAACAUAUUGAUAAGACUAGCCUAGAACUGCAAUAAUUAAUCAUUCUGUAUGAAGAUGUUUGGUAUAAAACAUUAUUUUCAUGGUGUGAAUGCACAUGAUAUUUUGUUUGGACCUAAAGCGAACAUUAUAACAACUUUUGAAACUAACAAAAAGUUCAAUUAAUCUGUUUAUCCUGAUGAUACAACCUGUCUGUGUAAACUAUGAGACUCAUUCAAGACGCUGGAAGAGGGAACCUAAACAGCACGUGCACUUUUGAAUCAAUUCUGUCUUCUAUGGAGGCGGCUUUAACAAUAAAUAAAUGUCUGCAUGUUUUAACAUAUUUCUUACGUUUAGAAGCUAUAAGUCACCAUGACAACAGAACAAAGGGACUGUAUUUAAAUGUUUGUGCUUGAUGCAUGUGUGGAAGAUUUAACGAACCAUGUAAAGCUUUUUUUCUGCUCAUAUGGAACAUCUUUUUUUUAAAUGAUGUUUUUAUAUUUUAUUUAGUUUUAUCACUCAAAGCAAUAAAUGCCAAAGAUGUGAUGGAUAAACUCGUAAGAGAAGGGGUUGAACAUAUUUCACAUUUGACUCUUUAGUUUCUAGUAAUGUUUUAGCAUUUAAAAGUUCAGUAUGCUGAGUACUUAUGGAAAAUUUGUCUUUUAGGACUCUGAAAAUUAUUCUUAUCUAACUUAAUGAAUCUUGAAAUGAUGUGAAGCCCUCAGGUUUUGAUUUCAUUUGACUAUAUUAGAUUUUGCAGCUGACUUGUGUGUGCAGUUUACAUAAAAGUAGAACUGAGUGUUAUAAUGUUACAUUGCCUUUUGCACUCUGACCCUCUGUCUCCAACAUUAUGAUAAGGUUUUUUUUUCCUGCUGCAGAAAAUUUGGGUCAUAAUAACCAAAUGAGAUAUUCUGGCUUCAAAUUCAAAGAGAUGUUCAGCAUUUUACAGGAAAGAUUGAAAUAAUCUGGACAGGUUUUGUCCCAUGCUGAGCUGCAGGAGGAUCAAAUUUGAGGUGCAUGUUUUAAUGAAGUUGUGGGUUGUAUGUAUUUUUGAAGGGCAGCUUCAAGUACGUCAUCAUCUAAGAAAGUGAUUUGGUUGAAUCCCACGUGAACAGAAAGUAGACAAGGCGUUAAGGAAGCUUAAGUUAACUAAAUUGAUAGUGAGGACUCAUUUUCAGGUCAGUGUUUUAUGAGGAUUAAAUUCAAAUUUUGCUGAUUGUAACCUUUUAUAUUGUGUUUUUAUUGGAGGUGCAUAUUCAUAACAUUAAUACAACAUUUGAUAACAGCUUUACCGAGGGCGCCUACAUGUUGUCUUGGUUUAUUCUUUCAAAUAAGAGAACAAAAAAUUGUGAUAUUUGUACUCUUUAUAACUUUUUGUUUUUUGUUUACCAGAAAUAAGGCUUUUUCUUUGUGGGACAUGUUUUGUCUCAUGUCCUUGAGGAACUGUGGUUUAUAAGAAGUUCAUAAAAGUACAUUUGUUUUUGCAAAUUGUUAAGACGGCAAAUAAAGCUUAUUUUACUAAAA